Molecule: messenger RNA, 2896 nt
Organism: Tauraco erythrolophus (red-crested turaco)
Lineage: Eukaryota; Metazoa; Chordata; Aves; Musophagiformes; Musophagidae
Source: RefSeq, a predicted model, not a curated record
AUUUAUUUCAAAAAUAGAAGAAGCGUUGAAUGACUGGAAACUUAUUGGAAUUUCUUCAGGCAAACCUCUAGAAAAGGGUAUAUAUACCACAGGAGCAUGGGAAGAGAAAUCAGAUGAAAUCUCAUUUGCAGACUUCGUGUUCUCCAUUACUCAUCAUUAUCUUGUACAAGAACCCAGUGACAAAGAUGGGAGAGAAGAACUGGUAGAAGAUGCCCUUCCUCUGCCUAUGCAGGACUUGCUGUGCAUGAACAAUGACUUCCCUCCUAGAGCUCACUGUCUGGUAAGAUGGUAUGGCUUACGUGAGUUUGUGGUUAUCGCUCCGGCUGCAAAUAACGAUGCAGUUCUUAGUGAAUCCAAAUGUAACCUCUUGCUGAGUUCCAUUUCCAUUGCAUUGGGGAACACUGGCUGCCAGGUACCACUGUUUGUGCAAAUCCAUCAUAAAUGGCGACGAAUGUACGUUGGAGAAUGUCAGGGUCCAGGAGUUCGAACUGACUUCGAAAUGGUUCAUCUUCGCAGAGUGCCAAACCAGUACACUCAUUUAUCGGGAUUGCUGGAUGUCUUCAAAUCCAAGAUUGGAUGCCCCUUAACACCACUGCCUCCCAUCAGCAUGGCUAUUCGGCUUACAUAUGUGCUUCAAGACUGGCAGCAGUAUUUCUGGCCGCAGCAGCCACCAGAUAUAGAUGCUCUAGUUGGGGGAGAAGUUGGAGGCCUUGAGUUUGGGAAGUUACCAUUUGGUGCCUGUGAGGAUCCUAUUAGUGAGCUUCAUUUAGCUACGACAUGGCCUCACCUAACGGAAGGUAUAAUUGUUGACAAUGAUGUUUAUUCUGACCUGGAUCCUAUUCAAGCACCCCAGUGGUCCGUGAGAGUCAGAAAAGCAGAUAACCCUCAGUGUCUGUUGGGUGACUUUCUUACUGAAUUCUUCAAGCUUUGCCGUCGCAAGGAGUCCACUGAUGAGAUACUUGGAAGGUCUGCGUUUGAGGAGGAAGGAAAAGAGGUUGCUGAUAUUACCCAUGCUUUGUCGAAGCUCACGGAGCCAGCACCAGUCCCAAUCCAUAAAUUAUCAGUCACAAAUAUGGUUCACAGUGCAAAGAAAAAAAUUCGCAAACACAGAGGUGUAGAUGAAUCACCUUUAAACAAUGAAGUUCUGAACACUAUUCUUCUGUUCUUAUUUCCUGAUGCUGCUGACAAACUCGCAGAUGGAUUUGAAAGCAGAAGUAGCACUUCAGCAGGAAACAAUCCUCCUCCAGAGAAUGAAGAUUAUAAUCUCUUCAGUCAAUUUAAAUCUGCUCCUUCUGAUAGUCUGACAUACAAACUAGCUUUAUGUCUUUGUAUGAUAAACUUCUACCAUGGAGGAGUAAAAGGAGUGGCACAUCUUUGGCAAGAGUUUGUGUUAGAAAUGCGCUACAGAUGGGAGAACAACUACCUUAUUCCAGGAUUAGCGAGUGGCCCUCCGGAUCUGAGGUGCUGUUUACUGCAUCAGAAACUUCAGAUGUUAAAUUGUUGCAUAGAAAGAAAGAAAGCAAGAGAUGAAGGGAAAAGGGGGAACGUGUCUGAUCGUUCACCUGGUGAUGCUGGAAAAGGAACAGACCACUCUGGGGAUAACCCUGAUAAGGAAAAAGAAGUUGGCAAGUCUUGGGAAUCGUGGAGUGACAGUGAAGAGGAAUUUUUUGAGUGUCUAAGUGACACAGAAGAUCUUAAAGGAAAUGGGCAGGAAAAUGGAAAGAAAGGAGGAGCAAAAGAAAGCAACAAAGAUCCUGUAAACUUAAAACCAGAAGGUCGUCUACAUCCCCACGGAAAGCUGACGCUGCUGCAUCCAGGAGAGCCUCUCUACAUUCCAAUAACACAGGAACCAGCACCCAUGACUGAAGAUUUGCUGGAAGAACAGUCUGAGGUACUGGCAAAACUAGGGACGUCAGCAGAAGGUGCUCAUCUUCGGGCACGCAUGCAGAGUGCCUGCUUGCUCUCAGACAUGGAGUCUUUUAAGGCGGCUAACCCUGGCUGUUGUCUGGAGGAUUUUGUGAGGUGGUACUCCCCUCGGGAUUACAUCGAAGAGGAAGUGGUUGAUGAAAAGGGGAACAUCGUAAUUAAAGGCGAGCUGAGUGCCCGAAUGAAGAUUCCCAGCAACAUGUGGGUAGAGGCCUGGGAGACAGCAAAACCGGUCCCAGCUCGGAGGCAGAAGAGACUGUUCGAUGACACCAGAGAGGCAGAGAAGGUGCUUCAUUACCUUGCAAUUCAGAAACCAGCUGACCUUGCAAGGCAUCUCUUGCCUUGCGUCAUCCAUGCAGCUGUACUCAAGGUAAAGGAAGAAGAAGCACUAGAAGAUAUAUCUUCAGUUAAGAAGAUUAUUAAGCAGAUAAUAUCUCAUUCCAGUAAAGUUCUACGAUUCCCCACUACAGAGGACAAGAAAUUGGAAGAAAUCAUUGCUCAGAUUAUGAGUGUGGAAGCUAUCAUUGCUAGGGCCAGGUCUCUGAAAGCAAAAUUUGGGGUAGACAAGUGUGAAAAUGAGGAGGAAAAAGAAGAUCUACAAAGAUUCGUAAACUGUCUCCUGGAGCAGCCAGAAGUGUCAGUUGUUGGUGCAGGAAGAGGACCUGCUGGUAGCAUUAUUCACAAGCUGUUUGUGAAUGCUCAAAGGCUGACUGAAUCUUCUGACGAGGUUUCCGCAGUGCCUCCACUGGAUGAAGAACUGAGGAGAUCGGGCUCAUCAGAGGAGCGACGACCCAACGCGGUCACUGUGCCGGAUUUCCCACCGCCCACGGGGCGCGAGGUCAUCUUGCGCACGACUGUCCCCCGGCCCGCCCCAUACUCCAAACCGCUGCCCCAGCGCAUGUACAGCGUGCUGACCAAGGAGGAUUUUCGACUUGCAGGCGCCUUUUCAGCAGACACGACCUUCUUCUGA